Messenger RNA from Paramecium octaurelia, 731 nucleotides. NCBI's taxonomy places the organism in Eukaryota, Ciliophora, Oligohymenophorea, Peniculida, Parameciidae. The record is from the annotation of a GenBank genome assembly.
AUAGAAUAUCUCUUUUAGUCCAUGAAUAAGUAGCAUCCUCCCUGGGGUUCCUAGAUCGGUGUGGCACACGGUGGUGUCAUCGGGUAUUCGAAUUGCGAGCCCAAUUAUGAUAGAACGAAAUUUUACCUCUAUGAGAUUCAUUACAAAAAGGAAGAGUCUGGAUUGAGAUGUGACAUUUUUAUGGGCUACAAGUAAGAUAGAUAUUCGAAAAUAGAUAUUAAUGUGUCGAAUUUGCUCGAAGGUUUUUUGUGUUGAAUUAUAAAACCAUGUUUACAGAUAUUUAAAAAGCACCUGAUAUUUGGAACUUGGAAACUGUGGAAGAUUUGACAAAAGAAUCUGGAACAUAUCCAUUUGUUGGAUUCAAACAAGGUGGAAAUGAGUAAAUAUAGAAUUCAAAUGUUAGACCACCCAAAUUUGGUGAUUUACUACUAGCUCCAUAAAGUGAACAUUAACCUUGGGGUCAUGUUGCUGUAGUUGUAGGAGUGGGAGAUGGAUACAUUGAUUUAGCUGAACAGAAUUAUGAGGAUGCCGGUUGGAUUGCAGAAUCGUAUUCCAGGAGAGUCAAGGUGGAAUGCAAAGAUGGCAAUUACUUUGUCACCUAUAUUAGAGUUGGGUAUAUAGUACAAUUUUACUAUUGUUAAGAUUUGAAGAUCAAUUUAACUAGUCUUGGGACAAGGACGAGGUAAUUAUUGGUUGGAAAAGAAUAAUAUUUAACUGAGCGUGUUAUCAUA